Molecule: messenger RNA, 2662 nt
Organism: Centrocercus urophasianus (Greater sage-grouse)
Lineage: Eukaryota; Metazoa; Chordata; Aves; Galliformes; Phasianidae
Gene: CLTB
Product: clathrin light chain B
Exons: 6
Coding region: 31-717 (228 amino acids)
Biological process (GO): clathrin coat assembly; intracellular protein transport; clathrin-dependent endocytosis
Cellular component (GO): clathrin coat of coated pit; synaptic vesicle membrane; plasma membrane
Molecular function (GO): clathrin heavy chain binding; structural molecule activity
Source: RefSeq, a predicted model, not a curated record
CCGGGCCGAGCCGAACCGAGCGGGCGGGCCAUGGCCGACGACUUCGGCUUCUUCUCCUCGUCCGAGGGCGCCGGCACCGAGGAGGACCCGGCCGCCGCCUUCCUGGCCCAGCAGGAAAGCGAGAUCGCGGGCAUCGAGAACGACGAAGGCUUCGGGCCCGCCGACGGCGACUCGGCCUCCGCCCCCGCAGGGCAGGCGGCCCCGCCGGAGCCGGCUGGUUUCCAGAAUGGAGGAGCCACUGUCAAUGGAGAUGUUUUUCAGGAGUCCAACGGCCCCACAGAUGCCUACGCAGCCAUAGCCAAGGCUGAUCGGCUGACCCAGGAACCUGAGAGCAUCCGCAAAUGGAGGGAGGAGCAGAAGAAGCGCCUGGAGGAGCUGGAUGCAGCAUCGAAAGUGACCGAGCAGGAAUGGCGUGAGAAGGCCAAAAAGGACCUGGAGGAGUGGAAUCUGCGUCAGAAUGAGCAAAUGGAGAAGAACCGAGCAAACAACAGGAUCGCUGACAAAGCCUUUUACCAGCAGCCGGACGCCGAUGUGAUUGGCUAUGUGGCCUCGGAGGAAGCAUUCCUGAAGGAGUCCAAGGAGGAAACCCCAGGCUCAGAGUGGGAGAAGGUGGCCCAGCUCUGCGACUUCAACCCUAAGAGCAGCAAGCAAAGCAAGGAUGUCUCACGGAUGCGCUCGGUGCUCAUCUCCCUCAAACAGACACCCCUGUCCCGCUAGCUGCCAGCUGGCACAGCCAGGAGUGCAGCAGGGCAAGGCCCUUCCCCUUGCCUUGCUGCUCACCAAGGCAGAUGGCUUCACGGGGUCAGCCCACACAAGGGGCCUAUGCCCUGCCUGCCCUCUGGUCUCUGGUGUGCACCUUGGCUGUGCUCAAAUCAAUGGUUGUAACUCUCCCCAUGGUUUUCCUUUGCUUAAAAGGUUCAUUGGUCUCUUUUUACACUUAUUUAUUACUGUGGCAUUUCCCUGGGAAGCGACACUGGGUGGCAGAGCUGAGUUAGCAGAGGAGCCUCCAGCCAGAGUCACGCCCCACUGCCUGGCAGGGUGAGAAGGAGAACACCUCCUACGCGGUGUCCUCCAUCUCAUCCAGGGCUGCACUCAGAGCAAACUUGCCCACCUCCUGCCUGUGGCAUGACAGCCCUUUGUCUGGGAUUGGGUCCCUGGGGCAGAGAUACUGGGGGGACCUUGGUUCCUUUCUGCCCUCCUGUGGGGGUUUUAGAGCAGAACUGGCUGUAGGGUUGGGGUUGAGCAACAGCCUAAACUCAUCUCCACAACACAAGAUCCUACAGGGAGCAUGGCAGCAGCAUGAUGCCACAGGGCUGGUGGGGACGGAGGGGUGAGUGUGGGCACUUGACCUGGCCAUGCAUCCCAAAAAACUGGCAGUUGCAGUGUUGAUAUCCCGGCUGUCUGUGGGGCUGCUCUUGGCAGACAGCUCUGUGGUGCAGGGUGCUGAAAAGAGGCCACAGGACAAGCAUGCAGGAAGCUUCUUGACCCUCCUACAAGGCCACUGGCUGUUGGGAAGAUGGAGUGCUCAGCUUUGGGGGCCCUUGGCUCUGUUUUGUGCCUUCUCCUACUUCGAGGGAGGCAGCUGGAGGCUGUAUGGCUGUAGGGAAGCAGGUGGCAAGGUCCAGCUGCUGUGGGACAAGUCAAACCUCCAGCUCCCUCACCCAGAGGCCCAUAACAGGAUUAGGCAGAGGUUUGGGCCUACGGCUUUUGCUGUCCCUGGAGAACAAAUCACACAUCUGUCUGCAGCUGGACAGCUGCUCUGUGGCUUCAGUUUGGCCCACAUGCCACUGGAUUUGCACACCAAAGGCAGCAUGGCAAGUUGCAGGUCCUGCUCAUUGCCUCAUCAGGUGAACUUUCCAGCCCAAACACCUGCUUUCUCUCCUCGCUUGGCAGGACUGGCACCAGCCCCUCUGGCUCUGAGCCCCAGCCCUGGAAACCUGCAGAACUGGUUAGCUGUAGGAGUGUUGAUAAGGUCUGCUUACACCUUGCAGCAGAGCAGCUUCUGUGAGCUUGUGCUCUAGGACCGGCCUGUUGUGGAUUGGGGAAGGGCCUGCAGCAACAGUCUGAGAGGACAUGGAGCAGAGAGCAUAAACCAUUUGUCAAAGUUUUGCUGCAGAGCCCUGCUCCACCAGUAAAUUCAGUACAUACAGCUCUUUUGCAGUGACAGCUCCACAAAUCAAGGUUGUCUGCCCUCUUGCUGUGUAGGCACAGGCUCAUAGGCACAGCAGUAGCUCUGCAGCUGCCUGACAGGCCUGGAGAAUGCUGUCAUCUUUGGUAGUGGGCUGGAAAAGGGAAUGGGUGUGUAGGAAUAAUUGUGUUUUGUGCUGGAAUCGUGCCCCUUGUCUGAAUGGCUGAUCACUCCUCCUCUGUGUCCCUGCACUGCAGCACAUAUAGGCAUCUCUGCUGUGGUGCAGGAUGGACCCAGGGAUCUGGCUGCCUGUAUCUGCCUUUCUUUGCAGAGCAGAUAGAAGAGCCUCUGGCUGCGCUCUGGGCCUGCAGUCCUAGCAGGUAGCCAGGCUCUGCAGUCCCCUGGCUGCCAUGCACCCUAUGUUGGGCAGGGCAUCUUGGGGAGCAGUGCCCACUGCUGUUCUACAUCCCUUUGGCUUUGGUAUAUGUGACUGUUCAAAUCACCUGUUACAAUAAACCGACAUCUCCAAACUGA